Zea mays is the source of this 525-nucleotide messenger RNA. RefSeq names its product SNF1-related protein kinase regulatory subunit beta-1. The record is from RefSeq and is a predicted model, not a curated record. Lineage: Eukaryota; Viridiplantae; Streptophyta; Magnoliopsida; Poales; Poaceae. The coding region runs from base 1 to 525 and encodes 174 amino acids. The transcript has 5 exons. Gene Ontology annotation, molecular function: protein binding.
AUGCGUGAGAGACCUGAAAUUCCUUCUUUAAUUGUCUGGACCCUUGGAGGAAAGAAUGUAUAUGUUGAAGGAUCAUGGGAUAACUGGAAAUCAAGAAAAGCCAUGCAAAAAUCUGGGAAAGAUCACUCUCUUUUGCUGGUACUCCCGUCAGGAGUUUACCGAUACAGAUGUGUUGUAGAUGGAGAAAGGAGAUGCCUUCCUGACCUUCCCUGUGAAACUGAUGCAAUGGGCAAUGCGGUUAACCUUCUUGAUGUUAAUGAUUUUGUCCCAGAAAGUGUUGAGAGCGUGGUAGAAUUUGAGCCACCGCUUUCUCUAGACUCUAGCUACAGUUUCCAGGCACCUGAGGACAAGGACUUCGCCAAGGAGCCACCUGCUCUUCCAGCUCAACUCCAUCUCGGCGUCCUCAACUCACAGAACUCGGAAGAAAGCUGCGCGCGGCCGCAGCACAUAGUCCUCAAUCACCUCUUCAUAGAGAAGAUUCCAAAUUUCAAAUUCAACUUUGUGGAUAGUUUAUCUUCAGAUUAA